Penicillium soppii is the source of this 909-nucleotide messenger RNA. Its product is annotated as urate oxidase. Gene Ontology annotation, biological process: urate catabolic process; purine nucleobase catabolic process. Lineage: Eukaryota; Fungi; Ascomycota; Eurotiomycetes; Eurotiales; Aspergillaceae. Gene Ontology annotation, molecular function: urate oxidase activity. The record is from RefSeq and is a predicted model, not a curated record. Bases 1 to 909 code for a protein of 302 amino acids. Gene Ontology annotation, cellular component: peroxisome. The transcript is spliced from 3 exons.
AUGAGCUCAUUGGCAGCUGCGCGCUACGGCAAGGACAAUGUCCGCGUCUACAAGGUUCACCGCGAUGAAAAGACCGGUGUUCAGACUGUCGUGGAAAUGACCGUCUGCGUUCUUCUGGAGGGCGACAUUGAGACCUCCUACACCAAGGCCGAUAACAGCGUUGUCGUCGCAACAGACUCGAUCAAGAACACAAUCUACAUCACAGCGAAGCAGAACCCCGUAACUCCCCCGGAGUUGUUCGGCUCAAUCCUGGGUACACACUUUGUCGAGAAGUACAGCCACAUCCACGCGGCCCACGUUAAGAUCGUGACCCACCGCUGGGUGCGCAUGGACGUCGACGGCAAGCCUCACCCGCACUCCUUUGUCAAGCCGGGCUCUGAGACCCGCGACGUCCAGGUCGACGUCAUUGAGGGCAAGGGUAUUGAUAUCACCUCCUCUAUCAACGGUCUCACCGUGCUGAAGAGCACCGGCUCCCAGUUCUGGGGCUUCCUGCGCGACGAGUACACUACCCUCAAGGAGACUUGGGACCGUAUUCUUAGCACCGAUGUCGCGGCCAACUGGCAGUGGCGCCGCUUCACUGGCCUCUCUGAGGUCAAGGCGCACUUCCAAAAGUUCAAUGCUGCCUGGGAAGCUGCCCGCGCCAUCACCCUCAAGACCUUCGCCGAGGAGAACAGCCCUUCAGUCCAAGCGACCAUGUACAAGAUGGGAGAGCAGAUUCUGGCUGCCGCGCCUUUCGUGGAGACUGUUGAAUAUUCGCUGCCCAAUAACCACUACUUUGAAGUUGAUCUCAGCUGGCACAAGGGCCUCAAGAACACCGGCAAGGAUGCCGAGGUUUACGCGCCCCAGUCUAAUCCCAACGGCCUUAUCAAGUGCACUGUUGCCCGCGCUGGCCAGAAGGCUAAGCUGUGA